Penaeus monodon (black tiger shrimp) is the source of this 2128-nucleotide messenger RNA. Its product is annotated as zinc finger protein 271-like. Gene Ontology annotation, molecular function: RNA polymerase II cis-regulatory region sequence-specific DNA binding; DNA-binding transcription activator activity, RNA polymerase II-specific. Gene Ontology annotation, cellular component: nucleus. Gene Ontology annotation, biological process: regulation of transcription by RNA polymerase II. The transcript has a single exon. The record is from RefSeq and is a predicted model, not a curated record. The annotation marks the transcript as partial. NCBI's taxonomy places the organism in Eukaryota, Metazoa, Arthropoda, Malacostraca, Decapoda, Penaeidae.
AUAAGAUCACAGAGAGUACACAACACAAAGGAGAAGCCAUACAGCUGUGAAUUUUGCAACAAAGCUUUCUCAAGUAAAAAGGGAAAAGUGAGGCAUGAAAGAGUACAUACAAAGGAGAAGCCGUACAGUUGUAAGAUUUGCAAUCAAGCCUUCUCGCAGAAAAACAGUUUAGUUAAGCAUAUCAGAGUCCAUACAAAGGAGAAACCAUAUAGCUGUGAGAUUUGCAGUAGAGCUUUCUCUAAUAAAUUUAACUUGAACCAGCACAAGAGAGUACAUACAAAGGAAAAGCCAUACGUCUGUGAGAUCUGCCAUAAGGCUUUUUCCCAGAAUAGUGUUAGAGUGAUGCACAUGAGGGUACAUACAAAGGAGAAGCCAUACAGCUGCAAGGUUUGCAGCAAGUCCUUCACUGUGAAAUGCAGUCUAGUAAAGCACAUGAGAGUACAUACAAAGGAGAAGCCAUACAGUUGUGAGAUUUGCAGUCAAGCCUUCUCGCAGAAAAAUAGUUUAGUAAAGCACAUCAGAGUUCAUACAAAGGAGAAACCCUAUAGCUGUGAUGUUUGCAAUAGAGCCUUCUCUGAUAAGUUUAACUUGGGGCAACACAUGAGAGUACAUACAAAGGAGAAGCCAUAUGUCUGUGAGAUUUGCAACAAGGCCUUUGCGCAGAAUAGGUCCCGAUUGAUACACAUGAGACUACAUACCCAAGAGAAGCCAUACAGCUGCGAGGUUUGCAGUAAGGUCUUUACUUGGCAGAGCAAUCUAAUAACGCAUAUGAGGGUACAUACGAAGGAGAAACCAAAUACCCUGUGAAGGUAUACUAGAAGUACAGAAAAGAUAUGAAGGAGCAAUGGAGCUGAAGUUUCUCUAUGAAAAGGUGUGCAGAGCCAUAUAUAAGCCAUAUGUAAGCAUUCUUAACCCCUUCUGGAUGGGUUAAGUGUACAGGCGUGAUAACAUUCCGCUUGGUCUGCAGGGUACGGCUGUACUUGCAAUGAUGGGCCAGAGCACGUGGAGCGGGAAGUUCAAUUUCAUGUAGUGGACUCCCGCAUCCAGUGUUUAUUACGCUCAGAGAUUUCUGUCACCUGUUGGUGUUGGGUUAAGGGAAGAAUACUUUAAUGUAUAUAAGGCUCACAGGCCUAACAUGUAUGAGAUCUAGAAGUAUACUCUCACCCAUAGAUUUUUCAUAGGGCACAUGAGAAUCACCAUUAAAAAAAUAUCUACAAGGAAGACACUUCCUCUUGACAUUAUUGUGGGAGAUUCAUUAUAGAUUUUAAAAGUUCUGUUUUUUUGAUUUGUGUUGUAUAUGUUAUUGUUGAUGUGUUGUUUUUGUCAUGCGUUAUGACCUGUAUUUUAGUCUCUGUAGAUGUUAACGCCUGCUGACCACAGGCAGUGAAAAGACAGACAAUAAUGUUCAUAGCUUUUGGAGAAACUUCUACUGAUGUAGAAGUUUAUACAUGGGUGUUGUAUUAUUAUAGUUACCUGAGGAAACAUUGUUUAUGUAAUACACACUAGUGUACAAAGUCUUUUUAUAUAAACAGGUAAAAUGGAUUCAAGGAAAGAAUUUUAAUAUUGUCUACAUGCAUAAACACUCAAACAUAUUUACAUCUACGUAUAUUUAUCUGUGUUUAUGAAUGUAUCUAUCAUAUCCAUUUAUCUAUCGCACUUUUCCAAUAACAUGAGAAAGGAAUCAGGAUUAUCUUUAUAUUGUUUAUAUUGUUAGCAUCUACAAAAAUCAAUCUCUACUCUGGAAGAGUUAUAUUUGAAAUAUUUCAUUAUAUCUUUAGUUAUAAUUUUUCAUAUAUAAUAAAAUUGUGUUAAAUGCAUCUGUUGUAGUGUGAAGAUAUCCAUUCUCAUUCAUACUUCUUCCUAUUUCUAUCAUAAUGAACACUAUUAGUUCAUAUCUUUACUUGCAUUCUGUUGACAAGUUAUCUGCACGAGUGAGGCUUUAGCUGCGCGCCAGUCCGCAAGCUUUAAGCCAGGGGAGCCUGGGGAGCUCCCCUGUGUAUAGUGUAUAUAUAUAUAUAGUGUAUAUAUAUAUAUAUAUAUAUAUAUAUAUAUAUAUAUAUAUAUAUAUAUAUAUCAUAAUAUGAGCAAUAUGAAAAUUAUGAUUUUCAGUUAAGAAUUUUAUGUCACC